This is a messenger RNA of Talaromyces proteolyticus, 1569 nucleotides long. Its product is annotated as putative RNA export mediator Gle1. Gene Ontology annotation, biological process: regulation of translational termination; poly(A)+ mRNA export from nucleus; regulation of translational initiation. The record is from RefSeq and is a predicted model, not a curated record. The transcript is spliced from 2 exons. Gene Ontology annotation, molecular function: phospholipid binding; translation initiation factor binding; inositol hexakisphosphate binding. Lineage: Eukaryota; Fungi; Ascomycota; Eurotiomycetes; Eurotiales; Trichocomaceae. Gene Ontology annotation, cellular component: nuclear pore cytoplasmic filaments; cytoplasm; nuclear pore. The coding region runs from base 1 to 1569 and encodes 522 amino acids.
AUGGUUAAAAGACGGAGUGUCGGCAAUGUUCUGGACAGUCCGUCUAGGCAGCUUAUUGUCGACCUGACAAAGGAUCUUGAGGCGAUACGGCUGCAUCAUGAGGAUCUCAAAAGGGUUUACGAUUACCGUACGGAGUCCUUUACCGCAGAGCAAGAUGAGAUCGACCGCACCCAUCAAGAAGUUUACUAUGCCGCCAUAGACAAGGCCUACGAUUACUACGACAAGCACCGUCGAGAGGCUGAGGUCGUUCUCAAAGAGCACCUACGAGAGGAAGAAGAAAAGCGGCGUCGAAGAGAGGAAGAGGAACGACGUCGCAAGGAAGAAAGAGAGCGUCUUGAGCGCGAGAGGAAAGAACGCGAAGAGGCAGAGAAGAGACGUCAAGAAGAAGCUCGUCGAGAAGCAGAGAGGCUUGCCCAAGAGGAGCAGCACCGUCGCUUGGCAGCAGAGGCGGAGGCUAAAGCACGAAAGGCGGCUGAAGAAGAAAAGGCUCGUCGAGAACGUGAAGAAGCCGAGGAGAAAGAACGCCAGCGCCAGGCUGAGUUGCAGAAAGCCAAGGAAGCCGAGAAGCGGCGGCAAACUUUGGGAGUUCAGGUCAACACUGAACAAGAGGUUAAAGAACAUGAGCGGUAUCUGGAACUACACAAAUAUCUCAAGCAGCUGCGAAAAUAUGUUUUGGACGAAGCAAAGAAGGAUCAAGCUCUUAAGAACACAAUAGGAGACUAUCGACGUGGCAUUACGAAAUGUAUUGGGCAACUAAGAGAGGGUCAAGGUGCUAAUGCGAACAAAGGUCAAAUGACUGAGAUACGGGAAAUCCUGCGUAAAUCACAGACUAUACCUCUACCUUGUGAUGCCCGCCGCUUCUUUAUUCAUGUGCCCGAGCAAUUCGCCAGCCUGUCUGAAGAAGAGGCAAAGGUGUCGGCGGUCUUUAUAUAUUUGCUCAACAUAUUUACCAAGGCCGUUGUCUCCCAGCUCAUCAAUGAAGCUGGUGUCAAGCUCGAGUAUGCAGAGCCAGUGGGCAUUGUGGUUGCUCAGAUAUUCUCUACCGAGCAAUACUCUUUUCAGGGACAUGCAUUCUCCGAUAUAUUCUGGGCAAAAUAUCGAGCGUCCUGCCCGGCUUUAUGGGGGUUUUAUGGCAAAGACAACACAGAAGCUGGUAGAUUAGCCCUUGGAUGGAAACGAGUUGAUCCCGGUGGCCCAUUCGUUGAUGAAUCCGAUCACCAACAGCGUAUGAUAGGAUUGGGAUGCGGUUUUGCAGCCAUUACGCUGCGCAAUUUCGGGAAAACCACCCGUAAAAAUCCAUUUCCUAAUCACAACUUCUGGAGAGCAAUUUGCAAGAUUGUUUUCAUUCCCCCUGACGAGCUUCAAGACACACACUUCUAUAUCCUUUACGCCAUGUUACGAUUUGCAGCCGAACGAGUGGUUGGCUUCUGGGGCCAGGCUGGACUAGCGCUACUGAGAACGGUCAUUGUCGAUGUUCCAGGUCGAGUAACGAGGAAACAUAGUGGUGCGAUCGGCCAGCUCAAAGUCCUGAGGGGGCUUUAUGCUACUGAAAAAAGCAUCAUUCUCUAA